Molecule: messenger RNA, 1286 nt
Organism: Rhineura floridana
Lineage: Eukaryota; Metazoa; Chordata; Lepidosauria; Squamata; Rhineuridae
Product: transmembrane emp24 domain-containing protein 10-like
Exons: 5
Coding region: 227-862 (211 amino acids)
Biological process (GO): endoplasmic reticulum to Golgi vesicle-mediated transport; intracellular protein transport; Golgi organization
Cellular component (GO): COPI-coated vesicle; COPII-coated ER to Golgi transport vesicle; endoplasmic reticulum-Golgi intermediate compartment
Source: RefSeq, a predicted model, not a curated record
GGCUGGGAUUUGGCAUCAGAGAGACAAUACCUGGAGUUGGGGGGCGGGGGAAGUGUUUGGAAGCGCGGGGAGGGGGUUGUGUGCAAAGAUCAACCCGGGAAGAGGUUUGAACCCACAAGGUUUUGGGGGCAUCGGCAAAUCAGCUUGAGGGUUGGAUCAGUCUCUGUGGUCUCCCUCCCCCCCCCGUCUUUUUUUAUUUGGCACCCUUGCCUGAUUGGUAGCGGUCAUGUGGGCGCCCGGACUCCUGGGUCCCUUGGCGUUGCUGGCCUUUUCCGCAGGGGGCUGCCAGGGAUUGUCCUUCCAGCUUCCGCCGCAGACGCGCAAGUGUCUAAAAGAGGAGCUCCACCGGGACGUGAUGGUCACCGGGGAAUACACGGUCUCGGAAGCCACCGCCCCGGGCAUCAAGACAGACUUGCGGGUCACAGACUCCUCUGGACACCUCUUGUACUCCAGGGAAGAUGCCAAGAAAGGGAAAUUUGCCUUCACCACAGAUGACUAUGAAAUCUAUGAAAUUUGCUUUGAAAGCCAUGGCCAGCCAGGGAAUUUCCGGGUCCCUGACCAGCUGAUCACCCUUAAUGUCAAGCACGGCGUGGAGGCGCGGAAUUAUGAGGACAUCGCGAAGGCAGAGAAGCUGAAGCCCUUGGAGGUGGAUCUGCGUCGGCUGGAGGACCUUUCUGAAUCCAUCGUCAAAGACUUUGCCUUCAUGAAGCAGCGCGAGGAGGAAAUGCGGGACACCAACGAAUCCACCAGCUCUCGCAUCUUCUACUUCAGCAUCUUCUCCAUGCUUUGCCUUGUGGGUCUGGCCACUUGGCAGGUCUUCUACCUCAGGCGUUUUUUCAAGGCCAAGAAACUCAUUGAGUGACGGAGCUCCGGUUUGCCCGGGGAGGAGAGAGGGCAACGAGUGGACUGGCCUACAUCCUCUUAGGUGUGAACCAGCUUCUCUCUCUCUUUGCUCUGCUCUGGAGGUGACUUGGAUUAUUUUUUCCGGGAAGCUCCCCCCCACGGCCAGGAGGACUCCCAGCAGAACAUGACAACUGGACUGGAUCUUUUUGCCAGUUGGGAACUCAGCCGCUCGUCAGAAAAGGCAUGGAUUCUGGAGGGCAGAUUUGAAAAUCACUUUCCAGUCCGUCGCCGCUCAAAAACCCCUUGAGCAGGCCAUGGCGCUUUUUCGCUCUGCUUGGUGGCGGGGGAUUUGGCAGGGUGGGUGUUUUUUAAUUCGACGGUCGUUAAUUUAAGUCACAAUUGCUGAGCGCACUGAAGAAGUAAUAAAUUUUGGUUCCUAGCUA